AUGUCGGCGCAAGUCUCAGCAUCAUCUUCAGAACACAGCCCAUGGACAACCAUCAGGACGCAUCUCAACUUUUUCCGCAUACAUGUCAUCUUCUUCACUUUGACUCCCCUGAUAUUCUCCGGAAUCCUUUAUGCUAGCAAUGGCAAAUAUCCAAUAUCAUACAUCGAUGCGCUAUACAAUUCAGUCAGCGCGAUAACUAUGUGCGGUCUCGCGACAGUGAACUUGAGCCAGCUUACUGCUUGGCAGCAAGUGUUGUUGUUCAUCCAGAUGUGUAUUGGAAACAUAGUUAUUGUGUCAUGGGUGAUGGUGUACAUCAGGAGGUUGUACUACUUUGCUACGACAUUCGAUCAUAUCAUUGGAGCAGAGGCUGCCAGAAAGGCUGCGAUCAAGGUAGAACAGCAGCUUGCCACUGCAUCUGCACAGAAUUCUGUCGGCAGCAAAAGCAACUGGCCCCGCCGUAUCUUCCGAAGGAAAAACAUCCUUAGUACAGUACUGGAGGGUUCUGCUAGUGACGAUCCUCGAACGACACCGAAGGACGGCACAAAGAUAUUGAGACCCGAUAUGAUCAGGCGCGUGGAUAGUCAACCCAAACUGGUCAACCCGAGCGGACGGAUUACAGAAAGCGGUACGGUCCCUAUGAAGCAUUUUUCGUUGAAAUCUGCAACGAGCUUGAAUAUGCAAGAAGAAGAACAAGGGCAAGGGCCCUCUCCCCAAAGUCGUGGGGAACUCUCAAAUUGCAUGCCCGAAGCGGGUAAAGGUGCUGUAAUGUCCGCUGUAUCGACUGAAAUGCCACAGACAGCAACUAUCGAGUUCGCACCCAACGUUUCUCGUUCCCAUCCCCCACUAUUUCCUGUCGGUAGCCAAAUCGGACGCUCAGGUUCCCCUGAAAUUUCAUCAAAUAUUUCAGGGUUCUCUGCUCCCCGCCGCCGCCGCCGCCGUUCUUCCGUAGUCCCUCAACAACCGCACGUGCCAUUAGCACAGCACCCGACCAUUCAAACACAUCGAUCUAGUGAUGCUAGGCGCGCAUCGAAUCUGUAUCAUGUCGACCAACCGCAGGAGCAGAUGCUACGAGGGUUCGGGGGCUUUCCUAUGCCCCACGAACUGCUGGGUAUGCUGUUUGGCUGGCUGUUUCCUAAUACCAUGAAUAGACUGAAGAGAACUGUGACGAUUCCUAUCACUACUACACUGACGGGCGGUGGGCUUGGACGGACUACGAGUGGCGCUUCGAGUAUCCCUGGGAGGCCAACACACAGCGGAAGCAUCAGUGCUAAGGAGGGUACGAAGCCUGUAACGUAUAUUUCGUUCGACGCCGUCGUUGGGCGGAAUUCUGCGUUUCAUCUUUCGACUAACGAACAGCUUGAGGAAUUGGGUGGGGUUGAAUAUCGGGCACUGAACGCGCUGCUAUGGUUAGUUGCAUCUUAUCACAUAGUCGUACAACUGGUUUCCUUUGUGGUGAUCGCUCCUUACAUGACAUUGCCAAAGUGGGCGAGCGAUUUCGUACCUCCUGCGCAAUUUAGAGUAAUUACAGUUCCUUGGUUUUCAUUGUUCCAAGUCGUAUCAGCAUACACAAACACCGGAACUUCUCUUGUUGACCAGAAUAUGGUACCCUUCCAGACAGCUUAUCCAAUGAUCUUUUUUAUGAUAUUUUGUAUUUUGGCUGGCAACACUGCAUUUGUAAGUGCCACUGCGCUCAAAAGCUGGAUCAUCACGAAACUUGUAACGAAGGACUCUCGACUGGAUGAAACACUGCAUUUUCUCCUGGACCAUCCCCGCCGAUGCUUUGUUUAUCUUUUCCCUUCGUACCAAACUUGGUUUCUUCUUACGAUUCUGCUCAUGAUGAACCUUACAGACUGGUUCUGCUUUUUGGUCCUUGAUAUUGGUAACCCUGACAUCGAUUCCAUACCUUUGGGAACGAGGGUUGUUGCCGGACUGUAUCAGGCUAUCGCUGUUCGUGCUGCGGGGUUUGGAAUAGUUCCGCUUGCCAGAAUAGCUCCUGCUGUCAAAGUCAUAUAUGUGAUCAUGAUGUAUGUUAGCGUAUGUAAUGUCCGUUCGACAAACGUCUAUGAAGAGCAAUCCCUGGGUAUAUACAAGGAUGAUGAUUCAGAGGUUGAAAAUGCCUUUUCAACCACAGGUCCAAGGAUGACGGUAUGGUCUCGAUACUUGGCCAUGCAUGCACGUCGACAAUUGGCGUUUGAUAUGUGGUGGUUGUGUCUCGCGCUGGUGUUGGUUUGUAUCAUAGAGCGCGGAAACUUGGAAAACACGGAGAUACAAGGCUGGUUCAAUAUUUUUACUAUUAUUUUCGAAUUAGUCUCUGCAUACGGCACUGUUGGUCUCAGUCUUGGUAUACCUACCGAAAAUUACUCGUUUUCCGGUGCCUGGAAGCCUCUUUCAAAGCUCAUAAUAUGCCUCGUCAUGCUUCGCGGGCGACAUCGUGGUCUCCCAGAGGCCAUCGACCGCGCUAUCAUGCUCCCCUCCGAAUUUGAAAAAACGAAUGACGAGCCGCCCGUCCCUGUCACGCAUGAUGAUAGGCAAUCAAGCGCCCAUGGCGGGUCGCUACACACGCGCGACGCCCCUUCGAAAGAGGACGGUCUCACUUCCAGCAACGAGAUCUAG
Suillus bovinus is the source of this 2613-nucleotide messenger RNA. RefSeq names its product cation transport protein-domain-containing protein. Gene Ontology annotation, molecular function: high-affinity potassium ion transmembrane transporter activity. Gene Ontology annotation, cellular component: plasma membrane. The record is from RefSeq and is a predicted model, not a curated record. Gene Ontology annotation, biological process: potassium ion import across plasma membrane; intracellular potassium ion homeostasis. NCBI's taxonomy places the organism in Eukaryota, Fungi, Basidiomycota, Agaricomycetes, Boletales, Suillaceae. The transcript has 17 exons. Bases 1 to 2613 code for a protein of 870 amino acids.